AUGAGUUCGGAGUGCUUGGGGAACAUUUUGCGUAUAACACUGAGUGCAGAAUACUUUGAGGACAAAUACUUAUCUUUUUCUGUUGUUGAUCAAUCUGGGAUAGCCUGGGAGCUACAUGAGGCCAUGGCAUCACAGUGUGGCUAUACAGUAACUUACAGCAAUUGGAGUACCAUCGAGGUUCGUGCUUCUGCACUAAGCUGCCAUUCUCGCCUAGAGAAAGAUGUGUUCACAGUAACUAUACAAAUCAAAGCAUCUCAUGCUCCUGAUAUGAAGAAUGCUACAACUCAUCUGAAAAGUGCAAGUUGCUAUUAUGGUCCAUGGAGUCCAAGAGAAUUAGUAUGUGAAAGUAACUACAUGGAGGUUUCUGUCAGGAGGGAGGUUCCCCAGAUGGUAAAAGACUUCAUUCAAGAUGAACCUGAGGACUGGACUCUUGCCUUUCCAGAAAUAAAACUACAGGCAAAAACAGGAGAAGCCUCUAUAUGGCAAAUAGUGUUUCAUCAGCCGGAAGAAAAAAAGGCUUUGCUUGUGAGCGAUGCUUGGAGUGCAGGCUAUGGACUCAACAUUACAGACACCAGGGUUCUGCUGCGAAUACCAUAUGCUGCUGCGCAAAUUCAGCUGGUCGAGGAUCAGGGAAUUACCUUUUCUGCAGUGAGAUCGAGUACGUUUUAUAAACAGAGAUGGAUGAUCCUGAUGGUGGAUACUGCUGUGGCGUGCCCUGUAGAUGGUGUGGACUACACUAACAAAACAAUCAUCUGGACUGUUCCAAAAUAUAUUCAAAUGCUUUCUGCUGGAGCAACUAGCUUUAACGACGUGCUGCUUGAAGCUGGUGUGGACCUACACAAACUCUCCGCCAAAGAAAUGGCUUCUAGGAAAUACGUGUUAUUGAAUGACUUAAAUGCAAUUACAAUGAAGAUACCAAUAGGUGCAAAAGGUGGCUAUUACAAGACUUCUGUGAGCAGCGGACAGCAUGGGGCAAAAUACACUAUCAACCCAUUUUUGGAACACCAGUGGGAAGACAACAAAUGGGGACUAACCAAACACACUAUCAUCAAGGAAAUAGAAACACCAUUCGAACAAGUAGAACUUGUUAUAACCAACAACUUAAAUCUGAGUGCGAGGCUAAUGAACGUGACAGUGGGAACAUUCCUCCCAGAUGUGGAGCUUGUGAACUUAACCAUUGAAGGAACAACUGUUGCUGUAGCUGAAGCUGUUCAGCGUGGAUGUCUAAUAUAUGAGAUCAGAUAUGUUAAUGGAAGCAAAGCCUAUGUAAUACAGGUCCCACUUGAUGCACCAAGUAUUAAGAAAGAGUACACGAGAGCGGACACGAGAGCGUACACCCUGAAUGUCACACUUGCAUUUGUAACCCAUCCAACAAGUGAGACCUUCACUGUGCCAGUUGUAACAGUGUCAGCUGUUAAAGAUGCAGUACUGCCCAGUGCAAGAGGAUUUUGUGAUGGGAAGAACCUUCAUCUCAUCAUUGCUCAUGGGAAUGUGGACCAAAACUGGCUGCCCUUCAUCUCAGACUGGCACCUGACUCCAGAGGUUGCGGAGAAGUACAGCUACAACCUGAGGGACAAUGGCACUCACUUGGCAAUCUCUGUCCCUUUGUUCUCUUCCCAUGUGAACUAUGAGGAUUUUAAUACCUCUGGAAUAAAGGCUUCACUCCACUUAACCUUGAAGGAUGGCAUCACCUUGGCUAAUAGGAGGGACUUCUCAGUUUCCUGCAUAUUUUCACCUUCAGAGCUAAUACAGUGCCUGCCCAAUGGUACUGUAGUUAUUACCGCAGUAAAAUUGGUAGGAGUUGCAGACCUGGACACCAGCCUGUUUGUCUUGAGGGACAGACGGUGCAAACCCAGUCUAGUAACAGAGAAGACUGCAACCUUUAAGUUCAGUGUGAACACUUGUGGAACAAGUAGAAAGUUCAAUAGCACAACUAUGACAUAUCAAAAUGAGGUACUCUAUUUCAGACCUGGCAGUGGUACACCAGUAUACCAGCUGAAAUUUGUAUGCUGGUAUGCAAUCAAGCAGACUGUUGAUGUCCAAUAUGAAUCGAAGAAGAACCCACCACCCAGUAUUAAGCCAGGGUUUGGCUCUCUUGCUCUUUCAUUGAAGCUUUUCAAAGAGAAAUCCUAUUCAGAGGCCUACCAGGAAUUCGAACAUCCUGUUGUAACAUACCUGAGGGAGGCACUGUAUUUUGAAGUUGAACUGCUCCAGCCUAAAGAUGCAAGACUGGAACUAAACCUGGAUGACUGUUGGGCUACAAAGUCUCAAAGCCAGGACAGCCUUCCACAGUGGCCAGUCCUUAUAAAUGGGUGUGAAAACAGCAAAGACUCCCACAGAACUGUCUUCCAUGAAGUUAAUCAUAGCCUCAGAGUAAAAUUUCCUCAGCACCUAAAGAGAUUUGAAGUGAAGAUGUUCGCCUUUGUACAAGGCACAACUCUGUUACAAGAGCAGCUGUAUUUCCACUGCAGUGUGGUGAUCUGCAGCACUAUGCAACAGCCUUCAGGCUUUCUUUGUGCAAGGAGGUGCAAUCCUGGGAAACACAGACUUGGUGAAUACACUGACUUUUGA
Molecule: messenger RNA, 2571 nt
Organism: Leptosomus discolor (cuckoo roller)
Lineage: Eukaryota; Metazoa; Chordata; Aves; Leptosomiformes; Leptosomidae
Source: RefSeq, a predicted model, not a curated record